AUGAUGUUGCUUAAAGCAUUUUUAUUAAGUGCAUUUCUGCACUCAAUAGCCUAUGCGGCAGCUAUACCUUCUCAUGACAAGUCCAAUGCUCAGCAACUCGCAGAUCCAAAUUAUGGUCCAAUACCUGGGCAAAGUCCAAUGUACAGCUCGUAUAGGGGCAAGGCUCCUCCGUUUCCAGGCAAUAUAACGGCUCCUAUCGCACCUACUGCUAAAGGUCCUGCUGGAAUCGAUGACCUCGUUUGGCAAAAUUUGCUCUCCGCUGAGUGGAUUAUCUUUUCAUUCUACCAGCAUGCGGUAGAGAUGUUUAACACUACCGCCUUUGUGGAGGCAGGAUACCCAAACACGACGUAUGAUCGCAUCCAAGAGAUCCGCGACAAUGAAGCUGGUCAUUUGCGCAUAUUCCAGAACGAAAUCACGCCUACUUCUGUUAAGCCUGGAGCUUGCAAAUAUGCGUUCCCUUUUGAUAGCCCGGCGUCCUUUCUAGCGCUCGCAACGUUAAUUGAGAUUUCGAGCAUGACUUUCUUGACGGGACUUGUGGAAAUGGCUAAGCUGCCUGCGUCCCAGGGUGCUAUGGUGGCUAUUGCUACUACAGAGACGCGGCACGAGACAUGGGCUCUUCUCGACAUUUGGAAGACAAACCCUUUUGGGGGCCCAGCUGAUACUGUUUUUCCUUUUGCCAACGAGAUUCUCGACCUGACCAAUGCGUUUAUUGUUCCUAGGAGCUGCCCUUUGGAGAACCCGGUUUAUCCAUCACCAAGACAGAACUUGCCUCCUUUUUCCCCAGCAAGUUCGACGAAGUCGAUAUACCCUGGGAGUAACAUUGUCCUGAACUUUACCGAUCCCACCAAUCAACCUAGCUUCCGCGAGGGCGUAAAAUACUAUGCAACCUUUUUCCAUGGUCCUUCCAAUAUUAGUGUGCCAAUCGACACAACGAACUGGCCUCGCAAAGAUAUUGAGGUUACGAUUCCCUCUCAAUUUGAAGCACGAGGCAUCAUUAUUGUGGUAGUGUCUGAUACCAUUGGUGCACCAACAUUGAAGACUGUUAAGGCUGGACCCGUUGUGCUAUUAGAACAACCGGCUGAGCUUGGAUUAACGGUACUAUAG
Messenger RNA from Trichoderma asperellum CBS 433.97, 1104 nucleotides. RefSeq lists its product as uncharacterized. NCBI's taxonomy places the organism in Eukaryota, Fungi, Ascomycota, Sordariomycetes, Hypocreales, Hypocreaceae. The record is from RefSeq and is a predicted model, not a curated record.